UGGUCAUGGCAGACUGUGGGUGUCUUUGUGGUUGUAGGUCAUCACCGGAGGCCACUACGACGUGGACUGCUACGUGGAGGACCCCCUGGGGAACACCAUCUACCGGGAGACCAAGAAGCAGUAUGACAGCUUCACGCACCAGGCUGAGGUCAAGGGCGUUUAUCAGUUUUGCUUCAGUAAUGAGUUUUCCACCUUCUCUCACAAGACCGUCUACUUUGACUUUCAAGUGGGCGACGAGCCCCCCAUUCUCCCAGACAUGGGGAACAGGGUCACAGCUCUCACCCAGGUAGUGACCGGAAGUGAGCAGAGGGAGGCUUCUGGAGAUGCCGUAUCUAGAUUUGGCCUGGAUACAGGCUCACAGGGGUCAAGCCUGACCUCACACUGCAGCCGCUUCCCCAGUCCUUUCCAGAUGGAGUCCGCCUGUGUGACCAUCCACGAGGCCCUGAAGACGGUCAUUGACUCCCAGACGCAUUACCGGCUCCGCGAGGCGCAGGACCGGGCCCGGGCCGAAGACCUCAGCACCCGGGUCUCGUGCUGGUCCGUCGGCGAGGUGAUCGCCCUGCUGGUGGUCAGUUUCAGCCAGGUGCUGCUGCUGAAGGCCUUCUUCACGGAGAAGCGAACCAGCCCGCAGGCGCUGCACUCCUAGGCCUCGGCUCCUGCCCCGGGGCCCCGCCCCCAGGCCCCUGCUGGGCCCGAGGGCCACCCUGGGGUGGGGCUGAGCCCCUGGGGUGGUACCCAGCUGCUUACUCCUCGAGCCCGGCGACUGGCGAUCUGGAGGCAGCUAGCCGCAUUAUGUGGGUCACACCGAGAAAAGCGGACAGUCAGGCCCUGACUGUGGGGGGCCCGGGGUCCGGCCGCAGGGGAAGCCCAGGCGCCCCGGCCCCGUGGGGCGGCUACCUCUGCUCCACGGUGCGUGGGUCGUUGGGCUCGGGUGUGUCCCGCCCUCUGUGGAAGAGGGGGGCCGUCGGCUGGCUUGUCUCCUGAAGCUCUCUAUCUGCCGGAGACGCGCCCCGAAGCGGCUUUGCAGAGAGGUGGCGUCUUCUGCGGAGGGUGCCCGUGGUGAGCCGUGUGUCUCCCGGAGGCAGCACUCUGGUUAAUAAAAGCUAAGCAGGAGCAUCGCA
Messenger RNA from Leptonychotes weddellii (Weddell seal), 1121 nucleotides. The record is from RefSeq and is a predicted model, not a curated record. NCBI's taxonomy places the organism in Eukaryota, Metazoa, Chordata, Mammalia, Carnivora, Phocidae.